AUGGGAGCUCGCGAGUUCAUUGGCCGCGACCGUCAGAACCGUAGUCGAGAUGGCUUCCGAGCAGAAGAGAAAGCCGAGAUACAGGCAGCCAGCACAUCGCGGAAAGUCCUAAACAAGGCCAAGCUCAUCAUUACCCCACUGGAUUCCUAUCGACGCGAGGCCUUUGCGUCGUAUCCCUCAGGAGCAGGGCCUCUGUCAACGGAAAGCGUGGACGAAUAUAUUUCCAUUCUUCGCAAGGAAGAACUGUGUCUUAAAGUCACUCCCGAUGUCGAGCAUCCAGCCAUAUCAGUCGUCUUUCCCCUGUCCAUGCAGGACCCGGGUCUCUUCAAAUGUCUGCUCGUCGGGGCUCAAAGUCUGCAUGACUGGCGUCGUGAUCCCUUCCAUGUCAACCGCUCUCAACCCAUGGUCAAGUUGCAGAACGAAGCCAUCCUUUCGCUGCGAACCCGCCUUUCCGCUCCGUCUGCCCAUCUUGACGAUGGUGUCUUGAUUGCGAUUACCCAUUUGAUGGUAGCCGAUUCGUGUCGUAGAGACCUGUUGUCGUUGAAAUCGCAUCUGAAAGGGGCCAGACAAAUCAUCUCACUCCGUGGUGGACUUGGGACCACGCCUGCUCAUCUGGCGAUCCGGGCUCUCUUGACCACAACGGAGUUUUACAUUGCCUUGGGCCAAUACCUCCAAAUCAGUCCUGAUGAUCCGACCGCCAUUCCUAAGCAACCGAUUGAAUACGUCCGACAUCCAUUCCCUCCCGACAUCUGCCGCGACGUCGCCACCCUUCCCACGGGUCUCGCUGAAGCUGCCCUUUCCGGACAUCUGAGCGUUCAAUGCAUCAAGCUCCUUGCUUCAACCGCGUCAUGGGCGCCCCUGGUGAAUGGCUCCGCUUCGCCUCCUUCAGAUCAAGCACAAGACUCGAAAGAUCGAUACUGCAGGCUCUUCUGCGAACCCAGAGAAUGUUCUCGAAACGCCAUUAUGAUCCUGCUUGACCUUAAAAGGUCUGGGCUACCAGUUGGCCUGGAACAUGUCAUCUGUCUAGGCUUAGCCAUGGCUGUCCGUCACCUCAGCGGCGAGAACCGUACGAACAUCUUCGACACUGCCUCGCUCGCCGCCUUGACCAAGAGUGUCAAAGCCAUCGAUAAUCCCUCUGUAUCAGACUCUGAAGUCAUCAUCUGGAUUUCCCUGGUCAUCAGCUGGCGCACACAAUCCGCGAAGCCUGUACCAAAGGCUGACGCUCUCCUGGAUUACGUGCUGGAUUCAUUCCCCGUCGCCCGCUCCUGGAAGAAAGUAUCGGCCAUAUGUCGCAAAUUCUGGUGGUACGAGCGCUUCCAAGCGGAAUGGGAGAAGUGCUGGGCUCGCGGCAUUGCAAGGCAGCAGCAGCGAUCGUUGACGGAUCCAUCUCCUCCCGUGAGCGCUAGAAGACGGUCUUCGGCUGGCCAAUCCGCGAGCAUUGCAGCUCUUCAGAAAUACACCAAGCAUGUCGAAGCUGGGUGA
Messenger RNA from Fonsecaea multimorphosa CBS 102226, 1482 nucleotides. RefSeq lists its product as uncharacterized. NCBI's taxonomy places the organism in Eukaryota, Fungi, Ascomycota, Eurotiomycetes, Chaetothyriales, Herpotrichiellaceae. The transcript is spliced from 4 exons. The record is from RefSeq and is a predicted model, not a curated record. The coding region runs from base 1 to 1482 and encodes 493 amino acids.